UUCGCCAUACAGUUACGAAAGUAACUGCGCAUGCGCACAAGCCAUUUGCCUGACAUUGAGAACAGGACUGCGUUUCCUCAUAGUUUCAAGUGGAAAUUAAACAGAUCCAUCAUGGUCAGUGGGAAGCGCAUCGCUGAUGUGGGUUACAAGCUCUUCUCGGGCUCCAUGAUGCUGUUGACAGUGUACGGCGGAUACCUCUGUGUCAUGCGGGCUCAACGCUACAUGCAGAGGAAGAAACAGCUGGAGCUGUCGGCACAGAGUGAGAGCGGAGCUUCAGAAACCAUUAAAGACUGAAGAUACGGGCUGUAAAAUAAUCACUUGACCGGACACUGAUCAUGUCACAUGAAUGGGACAGUGCGUGGCCCAGCAGAUUGUCAGCCAAAACCCACCUGCGUUCAUGACCCUGAAAGGGUUAUUUAAAUGAGAUCUUAUGUGUUGUAAUAUAGUAAAUGUUUCUUGUGAAAUCUACUAGCAUGAGUGUUUAUGCAUGUCCUGUAGAUCUGCAGGGCUCCCAUAUCUGCUGACAAAUGAUUUUACCAUGUUUUUCCAAGUGUGAAAAUGGUUGUGAAGAAUACACAGCAUAUUUUUGAGCUGAAUAUAAAAUUAAAAUAUUAUAUUCCAGUUAUUUUUUAUGACAA
Labeo rohita (rohu) is the source of this 638-nucleotide messenger RNA. RefSeq names its product cytochrome c oxidase assembly protein COX14 homolog. Lineage: Eukaryota; Metazoa; Chordata; Actinopteri; Cypriniformes; Cyprinidae. The coding region runs from base 31 to 294 and encodes 87 amino acids. The record is from RefSeq and is a predicted model, not a curated record. The transcript has 2 exons.